Medioppia subpectinata is the source of this 483-nucleotide messenger RNA. NCBI's taxonomy places the organism in Eukaryota, Metazoa, Arthropoda, Arachnida, Sarcoptiformes, Oppiidae. The record is from the annotation of a GenBank genome assembly.
CUAGAAAGCAGUGGAAAGGAUGCAAACUAAGAGUCUUUACGUUAGCCAAUAAAAAGGACGAAUUGGAUACCGAACAGCGAAAUAUGGCAACACUUCUCAGCAAAUUUAGAAUUGAUUACUCGGACGUAAUUGUGAUCCCGGAUAUCGUUAAAGCGCCUCAAGAGUCGACUAAACGACAAUUCAAAGAAAUGAUCUCCAAAUGGAGGGUCAAAGACAACGAAAGCAAUAAUUGCGAAACCAUUGGAAAUAAAAGCGAUAGUGAAGUGAACGAACAAUUAGUGAUUACUGAGUCUGAAUUGGUUGCUCUCAAAGAUAAAAAUAACCGUCAGAUGAGACUCAGGGAUCUCCUCAAUAGCUAUUCUAAAGAAUCCUCACUUAUCGACACUUCCGAUGCCGAGGAAGGGGACGUGUUCUGCGCCACUAUAUAUGGCAUGGCUUGAGAUCCUAACGCAAGAUAUGCCCCCAUUUAUGUUCAUAAGAGGA